This is a messenger RNA of Xiphophorus maculatus (southern platyfish), 664 nucleotides long. RefSeq lists its product as uncharacterized. Bases 29 to 664 code for a protein of 211 amino acids. The transcript is spliced from 6 exons. Lineage: Eukaryota; Metazoa; Chordata; Actinopteri; Cyprinodontiformes; Poeciliidae. The record is from RefSeq and is a predicted model, not a curated record.
GGAACCAAAGAGCUCUGUAAAGGAGGAGAUGGAAAGCAUUCCCGAUGCCCUUCAUGUGCUGCAAGGAGACGGCAGGAGAAAAAGAGACAGACGGGACACAGAGGAUAUCGCUUUUGUCCUUCAUCUGCCCCAACAAUCCUCGCCUUCUGCUCCAUUACGGAUGAGCGUCGAGUCCCGAAGACGCUCGCAGGCUAGAGCACGGGGGCGUGGCUUUGCACACCAUCCUGCAGCCAUACCUGUUUUGUCUCCGGACCAGCAAGAUGGCCUCCAUUGCACUGCGCCACCAGCGGUGAUAAAUAGAGAGUUUCCUGUUGUUUGUGUUUUGGAGUUUCCAUCAUUCGUGUGUUCCCGUUUCCUACGUGUUUGCACCUGUCCGCCGACGUUUCGUCGGCCAUUGACAUCACCCGACGAAACAUCGCUAACUAAAUCUGAGUGGAGAAAAACGCGAGCUGACGGCGUGCCCACUGGCACCAUCUUCACAGGGAGCCCGGGUCCAGGGAGUGAAAUCUGUGCAUCGGGGGCAGCAGUUGGGAGCGAAGAGGUUCACUCCAGAGGCCUGUUGGGCGACGAGGCCUGGGGCUUGCCUGAAGGCAUGGCCGGUCUGGAGGAGCCCUUAGCUGGGCAGCAGCUAAAUAAAAGAUGGGAGGGAAGUGUCAGUCUGUGA